Gadus morhua (Atlantic cod) is the source of this 2993-nucleotide messenger RNA. RefSeq names its product RAS-like, estrogen-regulated, growth inhibitor (gene rerg). Bases 906 to 1508 code for a protein of 200 amino acids. Lineage: Eukaryota; Metazoa; Chordata; Actinopteri; Gadiformes; Gadidae. The record is from RefSeq and is a predicted model, not a curated record. The transcript is spliced from 5 exons. Gene Ontology annotation, molecular function: GTP binding; GTPase activity.
AUUUAAAACAGUUCAUCCAAAAUGUGAUUUAUUUUUUCUUAUUGUGAAUAGGCUACAUUUCUUAUUGUGAAUACAGUUAUUAUGCAGGCUGUUGUUUAAUUCAUCCGCGGUUGCCACCGGUGUGUUUUCUUUUGGUCGUUUCUUCUGAAAGGCGUCUCCAAAACAAGCUAAAGUUAGUUAAGGUCUCUCAUCUAAAUGUGGCAUUUCUUCAGAAGACAAUGUUAAUAUCCAAGAUAUAAAAUCCAAGAUAUCUUACAAACAACAUUUCACGUUUUCUUGAUCGUGAUAGGACUUCUUUCACCCAGUUCCCUUAUGAUCACUUCGCGCUUGCGCACUGAAGUGCUGGUUCAGCACAUGGACUUAUUAAGGAGUUCACCAUCCACAAGAGAAACUUGAAGAUGAACGGACAUGGGUACCAUUCUCUGCACACGACUCGAGCGUUGCGGUUACAGUGACUGUCCGCUAGAGGGCGCCCGGAGACCACGCUGCAGAACGCAACGGAACGCAGCUGAGAGAGAGACUCCGCUCCUCCUUAUAUCCCCUUGGUCCACGGGCUAGAGUUUCAGUGACAGUUGAGCUGUUGUUCUGCUCGCCUCGCUCGACGCGGAACGAGUCCACCCCCAGCUCCAGACUAACGAUCGCGGUGCCAGGACCGUCAGCCUUCCGUCCGUCGUGAAUCCGAGAAGGUCAACGACACCAUCCUAACCACCAACUAAAAGGUUCUGCAUUAAGAGAGCAUCGAUUCACUGGUUAAUCGGUUCGGUCCAGCGGUAUUCGUCCCUUCGUGCAUUCCAUCAGUUGAGGCAACAUCUCCUCUCGGUUUCGGGACCGGGGAAUGGACAGCUGAUCUCGGAGCUCUGUGAUUGGCUGCCGCGGCUGCUGCUGCUGCUGCUGCUGCUGCUGUCAUGGCGAAGAGCCCAGAAGUCAAGCUGGCCGUGUUCGGCCGAGCGGGCGUCGGCAAGUCAGCUCUGGUGGUGAGAUUCCUGACCAGACGCUUCAUCUGGGAGUACGAUCCCACACUCGAAUCGACCUAUCGCCAUCAAGCCAAUGUUGACGACGAGGUUGUAGCCAUGGAGAUCCUGGACACUGCGGGACAGGAGGACCUCCAGCAGAGGGAGAGCCACAUGCGCUGGGGCGACGGCUUCAUCAUCGUCUACGACAUCACCGACCGGGGCAGCUUCGAGGACGUGGCGCCGCUCAGAAGCCUGCUGGAGGACGUCAAGAAGCCCAAGAACGUCCCGCUGGUGCUGGUGGGCAACAAGUGCGACCUGGACCACGCCCGGCAGGUGGGCACGGAGGAGGGCGAGCGGCUGGCCGCCGAGAUGGCGUGCGCCUUCUACGAGUGCUCGGCGUGCGCCGACGAGGGCGGCGCCGUGGCCGAGGCGUUCCACGAGGUGUGCCGCGAGGUGAGGCGGCGCAAGGCCGUGCAGGGCAAGGCGCGCCGCCGCAGCUCCACCACGCACGUCAAGCAGGCCAUCAACAAGAUGCUGACCAAGAUCAGCAGCUAGGACUGCCCCCACUCCCUCCCGGGGCACGACGCGUCGAAGAACCGCCGCAGCCGCCAUGAUGGAAAACUAAAGCCAAAUACCAGAGAGAGAGAUGUGCGUUUUGUCGGAACCCCGACGUGGACUACAGUUUGGCCGUGGAAGGGGUGACCGAUUAUUUCUUAAACAAACAAGAGUCACAAGCACACACUAUCUGAACCGCCCUUCACUAUCAGCACAUUCAACACAGUGAGAGAAACUACAAUAAAGAAUAAAAACAAAUACAGGUACUUUGUUACAGUAGCCCUCAGGGAUUAGUACUAGCUGCAGUUAGCCCAGUUGUCUGUGCUAAGCGCGCAAAAGUUUCAUCAUAAGUUCCCGAUUGAACCCCAUACAAAUCAGCCCGUCGUCUGAUCAGCAGACUACAUUUAAUUUGAGUCCAUCUGGGACCAUACAGCAUGCAAUGAAGACUUUCUUCGAAAUUGGUGAAUUGAUAACAUGUACGUUAUUCUUUGUAGCUUUUUUGUUUGAUUUGGAAGGCUUUACAACGUUAUGGGCUGCCUUAGGUGUAACUUGUUUAAACUACAUUUCCCAGAAUCCUGACCAUAGCACCGCUGUAGAUACGCAGUGUUAUGAGUACUACCAUUUGGCAUCAAGACCUCUAUUUCACCCUGUACAUCCACUCCGUACACCAACCAACACCAACUCCAUACAUUGCAUUGACACAACAUCCAUCUACUGGUCUAUUCCUUUUGCACUUUAAAAAUUGGGGGGAGGGAGGGAGCAAGGGAGAGAGAGAGAGAGAGAGAGAGAGAGAGGGAGAGGUACCCAAAGACGACGAGAAGCAGUACCCUAAAAUGGGCAGGUCUGAAACGCAGGGCUUGAAAGACGAAGACCGCGGAAAACAACCGUGUACUUCAAGUUGAUUAACGUUUGUAUAACUCCUAAGGGAAACAUGUGUGAUAUACAGUAAAUGGGGUCCUGUUGUUUAUCGUGCACGAUCCCCGGGGAAGAUUACCCCUUAAUGAAUUCCUCCAUAUCGCCCGACCCUUAGCCCCGCACCCGGCUCGCUCUUGUUUGUCCAAGACGAGGGUCCAAGAUUGCUAUCCAUCUUUUCAUCAAGGGAGUCCCAUAGUAGUAGCUUUGAGAGCCAAUUUGUAGGGCCUUAAGAAUGAAUGUGUUUCAUGUUUAAUGUUAUGGGGGUUGGGGAUGGGGGUGGGAGAGAUUGGUGGGGAGGGGGGAGGGAGAGGUUGGUGUGGGGGAGGUCUUCCGUCUCCGUCCAUCAUUACUUGCCACAUUCCAAGCAUUUUCUUUACUGUUGGCAUAUCUUUCAUACUGUAAACUAUGUACAAUAAUGUCAACCUAUAGACUGGUGUGCUCUCCCGGGUAUGCGCAGAAACCAAAGUCACGAGACAAGGAAGUUGUUUAAAGCGAGAUGUUGUUCCAGUGUAACAUCUGGGACACCCAGACCAGCUGUACGCUUGUGAUUAAAAGACUAUAUCGAGAUUA